Molecule: messenger RNA, 687 nt
Organism: Ophidiomyces ophidiicola
Lineage: Eukaryota; Fungi; Ascomycota; Eurotiomycetes; Onygenales; Onygenaceae
Gene: ade5
Product: Bifunctional purine biosynthetic protein ADE5,7
Exons: 2
Coding region: 1-687 (228 amino acids)
Biological process (GO): 'de novo' IMP biosynthetic process
Cellular component (GO): cytoplasm
Molecular function (GO): phosphoribosylglycinamide formyltransferase activity
Source: RefSeq, a predicted model, not a curated record
AUGGACCCGGCCACGACGCGGCUCACGGUGCUCAUCUCGGGCAACGGGUCCAACCUGCAGGCGCUGCUCGACAGCAUCGCGGGCGCCCAGCUGGCGGGCGCGGCGACGGUGGUGCGGGUGAUCUCGAACCGCAAGGAGGCGUUCGGGCUGGAGCGGGCGCGGCGGGCGGGCAUCGACACGCACUACCACAAUCUACUCAAGUACAAGCAGGCGCAGCCGGCGACGGACGAGGGCGUGCGGCGGGCGCGCGCGCUGUACGACGCGGAGCUGGCGCGGCUGGUGCUGGCCGACGCGCCGGGGCUGGUCGUGUGCCUGGGCUUUCUACAUAUCCUGUCCCGGACGUUUCUGGACCCGCUGGAGCGCGCGGGCGUGGAUAUCAUCAAUCUGCAUCCGGCACUGCCGGGCCAGUUCAAUGGAGCGCAUGCAAUCGAACGCGCGCAGGCGGCGUGGCUGGAGGGCAAGAUUGACAAGACGGGCGUGAUGAUACACAAGGUCAUUGCGGAGGUGGAUAUGGGCCGGCCUAUACUGGUGCGGGAAAUCCCGUUUAUCAAAGGGGUGGAUGAGGACCUCGCGGCGCUCGAGAAGAGAAUCCACGAGGUGGAAUGGGAGGUGGUGCCCGAGGGCGUGCGGCUGGCGAUCGCAGAGCGACGACAAAGAGCGACGCCCACGGCUGCCGCCUCGUCGUAA